UCAUUAAAAUAUCCAUUGGAGUAGGUAAAAUAACUCGUGAUUUUAGGAAAAGUCAGGAUUUGAAGCGUGGAAAAGGGAAAGUCCUCCCUUUGGCAAACUGAACUCAGAAUUUGGCAAAAUAUGCGUGGAAAAUAUCUCGAGAUUUCCCAAUCCAAAAUCUGGAGUUGAAAUUUUAUGAAAAUAGACGGAAUUGUGAAAUUCUCGACGAAGCCGGAAUUGAGAUUUUCAGCGCACCCAAAUCUCCUCAAUAAAGAGUAGGCCUCAUCUACGUCUUUUACAAGGAGAGACAAAAACAGAGAAAGAAGAUGGGCAAAUCUAACUUUAGUUUUCCAUUUGUUUCGUUGCCAUUUGAUUUUAUGUCUCUUAACUCAUCUUUUUGAUAUGAUUGAAGCAAGCCUCAUCACUCCAGUUUUGUUCCUCUCUUCCUUUCAAUCUAACAAGCGUAUUUUGACUCUCCAAAUCAAGCAUACCUUAUCUCUGGUAUUCUUCCUCUCUACCCUUCAAUUUGACAAGAGUAUUGGCUCUUCUUAUCAAGGUGAUGAUGUAGAUAACUUUUUAACACACUUAAGUCGCAAGCGUGCUAGAGAUGAAGAAGAAAACAAGAGGAGAAUGGCAAUUAUUCUUGGUAUCAUUACAUCUAUGAUUGCUAUUGUUGUCGCACGGUAUAAUGAAAAUUAUUUGGUUAAAGAGUCUUCACGUGAUUGGGAUGAAGAAAGGCAAUGUCGCUUGAACCGUUUAUAUAAUGGGAAGGAGGUUGAUUGUAUUGAACAAUUACGAGUCAGCAAGAAUGCAUUUAAGAGUUUAUGUACGAUUUUGCAUGAAAUAGGUGGAAUGGCUCAGAUAAGAAAUGUUUCUAUUGAAGAAUCCGUUGCUAUAUUCCUAAAUAUACUUUCUCACAACUUGAAGUUUAGGGUCAUUGGUUUUGACUAUUAUCAUUCUAAGGAAACAAUUAGUCGCCAAUUUAAUGGUGUGUUGCGUGCAAUGAUGAAAAUAAGUCAAGAAUAUUUGGAACUUCAGCCAUGUACUAUUGGUGGUUCAGAAAGAGACAAGAAAAUAUUUGAGUUAUAAUCAUUUCAAAUAAAUAAGACGAUGGAAAAAACUAACCAACUAAAGUAGAGGAAAAGAAAAGACAAGUAAGGUAAUGAAAAUGAAGAAGAUGACAAAGCUUACUUCCGUUGGAAUAUACAAAUGGAGCGUUCGUUAGCUGAUACACUUUUAGAAGAGCACUAGAUCAAUCACAAAAGAGAUGGUGGUUGGAAAGCAGUUGCUUACAACAUCGCUGCCGCCACAUUGUCUUCACAAUUGAAUAUUGAAGUAAAUGCUCAUAACAUACCAAAUCAUGUUAAGACGUGGAAAAUGUAUUAUGGCAUAGCUAGGGAUAUAUUACGUCAUAGUGGAUUCAGUUGGAAUGUAACAAAAAUGAUGAUCAAUGUAAAUGAAGAAAAUGUCUGGGAUGAGUAUGUGAAGGUAAUUUAAUAUGCAAUUAUAUAUUCUCAUGAAUAUGCUAGACCUUUUAUGUGGAAGGUGAUUGCUGACUAGGAUGAUAUAGUGGAUUUAUGUGGCAAAGAUAGAGCUACUGGAGAGGGUGCUGAAACAUGUUUAGAAGCUAUUGAGGUUAUGACCCAUGAGACUGAACUCAAUAAUACUGUUGAUUUGGAAGGUGAUA
Messenger RNA from Prunus dulcis (almond), 1666 nucleotides. RefSeq lists its product as uncharacterized. Bases 382 to 1068 code for a protein of 228 amino acids. The transcript is spliced from 4 exons. The record is from RefSeq and is a predicted model, not a curated record. NCBI's taxonomy places the organism in Eukaryota, Viridiplantae, Streptophyta, Magnoliopsida, Rosales, Rosaceae.